Staurois parvus is the source of this 432-nucleotide messenger RNA. The record is from the annotation of a GenBank genome assembly. NCBI's taxonomy places the organism in Eukaryota, Metazoa, Chordata, Amphibia, Anura, Ranidae.
AUUGGAAACAUUGCUCCUUACAUUGGUGGUCAUUGUGAAGAAUACUACUUACAUUGGUGGUCAUUGAAGAGAAUGCUCCUCACAUUGGUGGUGAAUGGGGAAGAAUGCUCCUCACAUUGGUGGUCAAUGGGAAGAAUGCUCCUCACACUGGUGGUCAAUAGGAAGAAUGCUAUUUACAUUGGUGGUCAUUGGGAAGAAUGCUAUUUACAUUGGUGGUCAUUGGGAAGAAUGUUACUUACAUUGGUGGUCAGUGGGAAGAAUGCUCCUUACAUCGGUGAUCAGUGGGAAGAAUGCUACUUACAUUGGUGGCCAUUGGGAAAAAUGCUCCUUACAUUAGUGGUCAGUGGGAAUAAUACAUCUAACAUUGGUGAUCAGUGGGAAGAAUGCUCCUUACAUUGGUGGCCAGUGGGAAGAAUGCUCCUUAGAUUUGUG